GACCAUCAGCAAUGUGAUAUCCUGGCUUUUAGCUCUCACAUUAUUACAGUAAGAAAAUCCACAUUACUUCAUUAAGUAUGAUUUGUUUUGUUUUUCCCUUAUCUAUUUGCUGUGCAUUUAUUUGAUUGCAAUUUUUAAGUUGUUAAGUCUCUGUCAUUGUCAAAUGUGUUUAUCUUUGUCUAUUAUGUAACGAUAAUAUCGGUAGAAAAUCUGUGGCACCGGCUGAGUUAAGUCUUGGAUUUAUGUGAUGUUUUUCAUGUGUCUUAUUUUCCAUUUUAGCUGUAAAGUUGAUAGGGCCGUAUUGUGUAAGUGUGAGUGAGUCUGUCAAGCUCUAAAAGCAGACGGAGGUAAGAAGCUUUGAGUGGCAUGCAGUCCUAUUGAAGUGCUCACCGAGAAAGGCCGGCCCCUCGCAGGAUUAAGUGGGAUAGAAAAGGAUUACAAUCUGAGUUUCCAGAGACAUUUUAUAGUAAAAUCACAUGCAUGUUGGCAGGCCAGAAGCAGAAGAUCACCUUGAUAUAAAGCUCAACUGACAAGAUGCUCCAUAGCCUCCUGGUCUAAAUGUGGGAUGUAGAAGUGACAGUGUGAUUUGGAGGAAGACACAGAGGAGUGUAAGAAGAUAAUCUUUGUAACAAAUGACACUGACUGACCAUCGUAUUGGAUAUAUCUCCAGAAUAAAGGUUAUAAGGGCUGCAGUGAUCUGAUGAACAGAGAAGCUUGUCAUGCGUGAAUCAAUGGAGGAGGAGCCAAUGACAGAACCUGGACAUGAUGACAAUGAUGUAGGUCUGGCUCAGAUCUUGGCAGAAGUGGUAGAGGAAGUGAGACUGUCCAUAGACAGAGAUAUUAACGGUGCCGAUCUUCUGUACGGUCUCCUUAGUGCUCCCUGGCUCUACUCUCUUCUUAGGGUAUACGAGUGUCUGGUGCAGCACAGUCGAGAUGCCCCAAGACCAUACAUGCCUUAUUCCUCAAGACUAUCUCAGGAGAUUAUGGCCAGUGUGCGAGGACUGGCUGCUCCCUCCUCUGAGGCACAAGAACUUUAUAUUUUGAUGAAAUGCCCUCAUAUGCAGGCUUUGCUCUCUGCCCAUGAUUCUGUGGCUCAGAAGGACUACGGUCCAGUGUUGCCGCCGCUUCCUGACAAACUACCUGACAAUGAGGAGGCCAUGAGGAUUGUUUGCCUUGUGAAGAACAAACAGCCUCUGGGGGCAACUAUUAGGAAGGAUGAGAAAACGGGGAACAUCUUUAUUGCAAGGGUGAUACAUGGAGGACUGGCAGAUCGCAGUGGACUUCUUCAUCCUGGUGACAAGCUGUUGGAAGUGAAUGGACAGAAAGUGCAGGGACUGCAGCCCGAGCACGUCAUUCAGAUUCUGGUGAGAUCUCAGGGAAAUAUUCUUUUUAAAGUGAUCCCUAAUUCACCACAACCCAUCAACAGCCAAACAACUCUGUAUGUGAGAGCCAUGGAGGAUUACAGUCCUCUGCAGGACCCUGCAAUCCCCUGCCCAGAUGCAGGAAUGGCCUUCAGUAAAGGAGACUUGCUGGAGAUUGUAGACCAGAGAGACAUCCGAUGGUGGCAGGCCAGGAAACUCCACAGUGCCUCAUUGUGUUGCGGCCUCAUCCCUUCCACAAACCAGUUCAGAUCUAAGCAAAGGGAGUUGUGGUGGUCCCAACCUUAUCAAGCUCACACCUGCAUCAGACCCUUGAGCGCAGCUGAUGUUGAAUAUCCAACAAGGAAAAAUCUGGAUGAGUGUGUUGAGUGUAACUCUCUUUGUUCUAAAGGAGAAGAGGAGGAUGAGCACAAAUGCAUUGAAACAGAUGAAGAAGAUUUUGAGUUCGUUUCAGAGGAGGGUGAGAAUGGUGAACACAUGCAGGGCUUAUACAUAGCGGGGUUCCGGCACAGUCUGCGCACGUGGAGGAGGAAGUCAUACGGUAAACGAAAGCUGUCGUGUUAUUCCUGCGGAGUCAGCAUCUGCCAUAGCACCUCAGCCAACGUCUAUGAAGAGGUGGUCCACUACCAGCGCCACAUAGACGAUCCCCCUCGUCUCAUCGUGCUCAUUGGUCCAUCAGGAGUUGGCGUAAACGAAUUACGCAGGAGGCUAAUCAAAAUCAACCCUAAUACGUACCAGGGACCAAUAUCUCACACAACACGGCGUCAAAAUAUGGGUGAGAAGAAUGGCCGUGAAUAUCACUAUGUGACCAAGGAAAUGUUUGCGUACAUGGUGGUUAAUCACAAAUUCCUGGAGUAUGGAGAGCAUAACGGACACAUGUACGGCACCAGCUUAGACUCAAUCAAAGAUGUUUUGGACAAUGGGAAAAUAUGUGUUAUUGACCUUGAACCUCAUUGCAUUCAUUCAGUCAGAACCAAGAAGCUGAAGCCCUACAUCAUAUUUGUGCGGCCUCCAUCCCCUGAAUGCAUGAGGCAAACAAGAAAAGACCCACAUUUUCUUGCCAGCAGCUACAUUAAGAGAUACUUUCAUGAUAAAGACUUUGAGGAGAUCGAGGAAGCAAGCAGGGCCAUGGAGGGCAAGUACCGUCAGUUCUUUGACUGCGUGAUUGUGAACGAUGAUCUGCAAGAUUCAUGCAUGGAUCUGUUCACAGCUAUACAACAUGCUCAAGAAGAACCACAAUGGGUUCCUGCCUGUUGGUUUGCUCCUGAUCAUUCAUGACACACAUAAGAACAAGGCAGGGAAUUUCUGAAUCCUUAUAACGAAUGUAAAAGAACUGAAUUUCAAAAAAACUAAUGCCUUUGUGUUUAGUUUAGGGCAAAUUAACUUGCAUGCGAGUCCAUGAGUAAAAUAUCAUGGUAAACACAUAUUUAGGCCUUAACAGUUUCACUAGAUCUAGAUCUAUCUUGAGAUCUAUAGGUUUAUUUCUGGUGACUUAAACUGUUUACACUGGCGUACAAGAACUUUUUUAAAAAAGUUAGCUACAUGAAGAAAUAUAAAUGUAAUUUAUUUUUGUCUAACAAUUACAUUUGUCUAAAAAUUAAAAUCUCUAACUUUAUUUUUUUUUUAUCUAGAUUAAUCAUUAAACUUUAAACCUUUUCCAAUAAACAUUUUUUGUGGUGUGUGGCAUGCAGUAUAUGCUGGGUAGAUUACUCACAAAUUGUAGUCAGUGCUAAUUUCAAAUUGACAAAAAUUGUAGUUAGUAAAAUUACUAAUUUUAGGUAAUGUAUUCUGACUAUUUUUUGAUUACUUUUUAGAUUAGUUUUAACCUAACUCGUUUAUCACAUUGAUUUGAAUAGGAUAAUCUUGUACCAUAUUUAUAUAAAAAUACAAAGAGAAAGAAAAUAUAUUCCAUUCUUUGUUAUUAACAAUAUGAAGUGCAUUAAAUAUUACAUUAUGUCAGGGUUUCCCAGACAGGGGUUUGUGAUGGAACUGCAGGGGUUUGCGAGUUUUAUGAAGAGCUAUUAAGUAAUUAAAUCAUAAAAAAAAAUAAUAAUAAUAAUUAAAAUAAAUAAUUUAAAAAUAAAAACCUGUUUUUAGCAAAAUAAAACAUUUACUAAAAAAGAUUUUAAAAAUAUUUGUUUACCUGCAUGUCAUGUGACCAUUAACGACAUCAGAGAACUGUGAACUUAACUUUAUUAUUAUUAUUUAUUUAUUAUUAUUGACUUAAUUUUAUUAUUGACCUAACUUAAUUUAAAAUCUCAGGGAGUACUUCAAGUAAAUAUAUUAGGGCAAAGAAAUUCAGCUGACAAAAAAGUUGGGGAAUCCCUGCAUUGCAUGUAAAUAUGAAAUGAUGUGAAUUUGUACAAUUGAAUGUGUUUGAAAGAAAAAAGCCUUACAAUGUUAAUUUAAAUAAUAAUUAAUAUGUUUGUCAGGAGUUGAUUAGAUAUGCAAUGUUGAAAAAACACUUUUUAAAAGUGAAAUGAUUUCUGUAAAUCCACUGAUCAAAUGCUGUGGGUCUCAGUUUUCAGUGAUCGGCUCAUGACUAGUGGCUGGUCUCUGCAAUUCCACAAACUGAACGUAUAUAAGCAGUAAUGUUUUUUUUAGAAAGGAAUAUUUAAAAUAUAACAAGUAAAAUCAAUGAAUUAUGAAUAAUUUACUGCCAUUGUGAGAAUAAUAUGUAAUCAUGUAAUCAAUAGAAAAGUAAAUUUAGUCUGAUGACGUGUAUUUUAAAAUGUAACAUAAUAUAAUUACAAGUAGGGGAGAGUGGGGUAAGAUGAGCCAGUGGGUAAGUUGACCCACCCCCUGUAUCUUGGCAACCGUGCCAUUUUAUUGUCAUGUGACCAUAUAUUUUAUAACCACCCGUCAUUUCUGCCAGACUGUGAAAAGGAGAAGCAUAUAUAUUUUUUGUUUUUUAUGUUUUAAAGAAUAUACCAAAGACCUUUUAAAACUUAGACACACACUAUUUUAGAGAUAUUUAUAAAUUUGCUCUUCCUGUCAUUCAUUAAGCAUUUCUUAUCAUAUUGUGUCAUAUCAUAUAAAAUAUUACAUUAUGUUGGCAUGUCAUCCUACCAGUUUAUUUAUUGAGAAAAUCCCAUUUCAAAAUAAAUCUGUUUUAAAAUUUAA
Molecule: messenger RNA, 4502 nt
Organism: Ctenopharyngodon idella (grass carp)
Lineage: Eukaryota; Metazoa; Chordata; Actinopteri; Cypriniformes; Xenocyprididae
Gene: mpp4a
Product: MAGUK p55 scaffold protein 4a
Exons: 22
Coding region: 720-2657 (645 amino acids)
Cellular component (GO): adherens junction; plasma membrane
Molecular function (GO): protein binding
Source: RefSeq, a predicted model, not a curated record